Messenger RNA from Anopheles moucheti, 904 nucleotides. RefSeq lists its product as uncharacterized. The transcript has 4 exons. Gene Ontology annotation, cellular component: membrane. Bases 284 to 784 code for a protein of 166 amino acids. Lineage: Eukaryota; Metazoa; Arthropoda; Insecta; Diptera; Culicidae. The record is from RefSeq and is a predicted model, not a curated record.
CCGUGUGGAACGUUUUGGACACUGUUGUUUCGCGAUAGUGCGUGUCUGCUGCCGGUGUUUUUUUAUUACUUCAGUGCGUACGAUCCAGUCGCGUCGUUUUGUACAGUGUGUGCCGCUGGUAGAACGUGUUCACAUUGCCCAUCCAUCAACUCCGGUAGCGUAUCAAUCAAAAAUACCAGCCCAGCUAGUUGCAUUGAGCAAGUAGAUCAGCUUCUACAAGCGCGAACAAGGUUAGCGAAGACAUAAACCAUCAACUGCAAAGGAAUAAAGCGUUUGCCGCAAGAUGUCGCACUCGGUUGUUAUAACGCGUACAACUACCACCACCACCAGCACAUCACAUGUAGUACUCAACACGGGCUAUCUUCGUACAACGCCCGGCCUGCUAAAGCUUGCCCAAUUGAUCAUUGGCGCGGUGAAUGUCGGUCUGGUUGCGUACUACAUCCGGCGCUACCCGACCUCGGGUCUGCCAGCAAGUGCCGAGUUCUUCUUCCUGCUCAUGACGGUCGCUUUCCUGAUCGGGACGUUCUGUCUGCUUGCAUCAUGUCUCGUAUCGCUCAGCACCGGCGGCAUCAUCUCGAAGACCAUCUAUGAGCUUGUCUAUCACACGAUCGCGUUCCUGCUGUACCUCAUCGCCUCGAUUAUGCUGCUGGUUGACGUCACCAACGGGCGAUAUUAUCACACGAUCAAAGAUGCGUAUAUGGCCGCCGCGAUCCUUGGACUGAUCGUGUCCGCACUCUACCUCUUCAGCGCACUGCUCGCUCAACGUUCCUACCGGGGCAUCUAAGGAUAUGGAUAUCUCUCGCCCAGUCUUCCAUCAUCCAACGCGCAAUUUCCAUCGCAUCCCACGCUCGCAACAUGAAUUAAAAAAAUCAAAGAAGGGUGCAAAAUUCCUCGCUGACAUGUG